AUGCUCAGACUCUGCACGACAAAAGCACCGUUCCGAUGUCCCAGCGGCCAACUGUACCUGCAAAUUGACUGCAUCGCCAUGGGCUCGCCACUUGGCGUGUUCGCUGAGGCGUUCAUGGCAUCGGUGGAGGAGACGGCGCUGGCCGAUGAGGCAACACGUCCCAACCUCUACUGUCGCUACGUGGAUGACAUCCUCGUUGAAGUUGAUGAGCUGGUCAAUAUCGACACCCUGAAGCAGCGUCUUGAGCAGGAAUCAGGCCUCACAUUCACCAUCGAACACAGCAUCGGUGACUCCAUCAACUUCCUGGAUGUGACAAUUGAAGCUGACGACCAGCACUACUCCACUUCGGUGCAUCGCAAGCUCACUGAUGAGGGCAGGCGACUCUUCCAUCAAGAAGUCGAGCGAAUCAAACAAGUGCUUGUCAACAACGACUACGACCUCACGACCAUCGACCGACAAAUUCGAACCGCGAUCGACAAGCAUCUCAACCCGACAGAGACUACCGAGAAGAACACCAUCAACUUGUUCUACAAAAACCAGAUGACACCAGGCCACAAAAGUGAUGAGGCUGCGCUGAAGAAGAUCAUCAGCCGUAAUUGUAAGCCAGUAGAAGCCACAAGCCAGCUGAAGCUGAACAUCUACUACCAAAGUCUCACUGUAUCUUCUCUCAUCAUGAAGAACAAUCUUACCAAAGACGAAACGUGA
Molecule: messenger RNA, 705 nt
Organism: Amphibalanus amphitrite
Lineage: Eukaryota; Metazoa; Arthropoda; Thecostraca; Balanomorpha; Balanidae
Exons: 2
Coding region: 1-705 (234 amino acids)
Source: RefSeq, a predicted model, not a curated record